UUUAAAUAUUAAAAUGAGCACUGAAGAGUUUACAUAUCUCUUUUCUCCUUCUCAAUCAUUGCUUGAACCAAAUGUUAUUACUAAAGUUCCUGAUACAGAAGAAGGAUCAUAUAAAGAUUACAUUGAAUAUGUUACUGAUACUGAUUCUGAUGUAUUGUCACAUAGUGAUAUGAGCUGGGAAUCUAUGGAAGAUAGAUAUGUGCCAUUUGAAGUUUUGUCCGAUGAUUCAACAGAUUCAAUGGUUUCAACAGCCUCAGCUGGUUUCACUUCAAGCGCUGAGCUUUCAUUGUCAUUGCUCAAUCAAGUGUCAAUAGAUGAAGAUUCAAUAAAAUGUGUAAACGAAAGUAGUUGGAGUAAAUAUGCUUUGAAUUUUAAUUUAUGGGAUGAUAAAAAUGCGCCUGUUGUAAAAAUCAGACACCAUGAUGACAUACUACUAGAUGAUUUAGAAUUAGGUGGCUAUUUUACAGACAGACUAAUAGGAAGUGGAAAAUCAUUUUUGACCAAAUCUCCUGAAAAUGGUCUUUAUAUUUUGAGUAAAUGCAUUAUGAGAAAUAUGGUAGCUUAUUGUAUUACUAAUACAGAAUGUUUAGGAACAUGAGAAGACUAUUCUAAACAAAAUUUUUCUUAUAGUCACUUUCAAAUAUUACAAUGUUACAAUAUCACCGUUAUUUGCAAUACAUUGAUCUUGCAUACAAUUUUAUCUCAAAUUUGUCUCCUCUGGGAGGAGUACCAUAUUUAAUGUUUUUGAACGUGGCAUAUAACAGAAUGUAUACUAUUUUAAACUUUAACCCACCUUGGUACUUGACAUAUGUAAAUUUAUCAUAUAACUAUAUAUCAGAAAUGUGUGAUAUCAGCAACUUCUGGAGUAUUGUUCAUUUAGAUUUAUCACAUAAUGCAAUUGACACUAUUUUUGGUUUGCAAAAUUUAAAGUUAGUAUAGUACAUUUUU
This is a messenger RNA of Megachile rotundata (alfalfa leafcutting bee), 948 nucleotides long. RefSeq lists its product as uncharacterized. Gene Ontology annotation, molecular function: N-acetyltransferase activity; protein binding. Lineage: Eukaryota; Metazoa; Arthropoda; Insecta; Hymenoptera; Megachilidae. The record is from RefSeq and is a predicted model, not a curated record.